AUGUCCCCAGACCUCGGCUUCCAGAGCCACUCACGGACCCGGCCUGAGGUCUCCCGCCCUCAGAGAGGGCGUUGGGUUGGCCGCCCGGCACCGGGACGGAGGGCGGUGGCGGCGCGGGGCUUCCGCGUCCGGGUCGCGGCGGCGCCGGGAGGCGGUGCCGGCGCGGCGGGGCUGGGGGACACCAUGGCCUUGCGGUGGUGGUGGCGGAGCGGCGCCUGGUGCCGCCGGGCGCCGCCGCUGGGCUCCGUGCCGAGCCCCGGCCCCCGCGCCCCGCCGGCCCCCAGCGCGGCGAUGUGUGACAUUACCCAAAGAAGUUCAACUUUCUUGUUUCCAAAAAUAUGUAGUAUAUUUUGGCGGUUUCAUCAUACAAGUACAUCCCACUGGUGCAGCUGCAGUAAGACAAUUAGUGAUGAAAAAUACCAAGACCCUUUUCAACUUGGUAGAAAAGACUUGAAGAAUCUCUAUGAAGAUAUUAAAAAGGAAUUGCUGGUCUCUGCAGCAGAACUUAAGGAAAUGUGUGAUUAUUACUUUGAUGGGAAGGGAAAGGCCUUUCGACCAAUGAUUGUGGUGCUAAUGGCUCGGGCUUGCAACAUUCACCAUAAUAAUUCCAAGGAGGUGCAGGCAAGCCAGCGCUCUGUGGCCAUAAUUGCUGAGAUGAUCCAUACAGCCAGUCUAGUUCAUGAUGAUGUUAUUGAUGAUGCAAAUUCUCGCAGAGGGAAAAGGACACUUAAUCAAAUCUGGGGAGAGAGGAAAGCUGUUCUAGCUGGCGACUUCAUCCUCUCAGCUGCUUCUGUAGCUUUAGCACGAAUCGGAAAUACCACUAUCAUCUCUGUUCUAACUCAGGUGAUUGAAGAUCUGGUGCGUGGUGAAUUCCUCCAGCUGGGUUCCAAGGAAAACGAGAAUGAGAGAUUUGCUCACUACCUCGAGAAGACUUUUAAGAAGACGGCGAGUCUGAUAGCAAACAGUUGUAAAGCAGUUUCAAUUCUAGGCUGCCCUGAUCCGAAAGUUCAUGAGAUUGCAUACCAGUAUGGAAAAAACGUUGGCAUAGCUUUUCAGUUGAUAGAUGAUGUGCUGGAUUUUACAUCAUGUGCUGACCAUCUGGGGAAACCAACAGCAGCAGAUCUCAAGCUUGGAUUAGCCACAGGCCCCGUCUUAUUUGCUUGUCGACAGUUUCCAGAAAUGAAUGCUAUGAUAAUGAGGAGAUUCAGUAAGCCAGGAGAUGUUGAACGUGCAUGGAAAUACGUGUUGCAGAGUGAUGGUGUGCAGCAAACGACCUACCUCGCCCAGCGCUACUGCCACGCGGCCACGCGCGAGAUCCGCAAGCUGCGGCCAUCCCCCGAGAGAGAGGCCCUGGUGCACCUGACAGAAAUGGUUCUCAUGCGAGACAAGUGAGAGAACUCCUUCCACUCGUUCUGGCAGCUACUUUACCAGACUGUGCCUAAAUUUAUUUCAAAAGUUAUUUGCUUCCAACACAAGCUACCAAAAAUUAUUUUUUAAAAAAAGACCUCCUUUUUUUUUUUUUUAAGUUUUACUUUUUUUUUUAAACAAAAGUUUAAAGUAUUUUACUGCAGGAAGCCAUGCAAUUCAGAGCAAAUCAAACUGUGCUGUACAAUUGUUUUAGUGGGGGCUAUUGAUUGUGGGGGAUGGGGAAGAUGUUUACAUGUUGAUGCACAAAGGCCACAAUGAGAAUAAAUGUAAAUCAGUGUAUGCAAACUGAAGCGGUUCCAAAUUUCACUUGUUUACACUAAUAGAACAUGCAAGUACAGGAGCUGGUAAACUCCUCUGAAGAGAGAGGGUUUGGAUGUUUCCCCGGCUACCUAACAGAAGCACCUGGAAUUGUAUCCAUAUAGAGAUAUUGGUUUACUAUAAAAGACUGCAUGUGGAUUUUAAUUGGCUAUUCAUCAGUGAGUUCAAUUCAUGCCAUUGGUGCCUACCUGCUAACAGUUAACAUGAUGCAGAAUUUGAGAUUGUUACCAAAUGAAUGUUUUUGUUCAGAAAAUGAAAGGCUCAGUAUUUCUAACUCAAACUAAAAAUGAAUGAUUCACCAGCCAGUCAAACCUGCAGCUCCAUCACUUUCAUCACUCAUUUAUAGAAUAUAUUCUGUAGCACCCUAGAAGCUGCCUUUGAAGUCCCAGACACAUUCCUCUCACAGUAAUUACCCAGUACUACCACAUUCCUUCUCAGGUUAUUUCAGCCACAGAAUCUGUAGAGCAGGGAAGCACACCCUCUCUGGCUAUCUCUGCCUGUGAUCCUUUAACAAUGGCCAAGUUCCUGUCACUGUGUUCCCCUGGGUGCUAUCUGGAGGACAGCCUGCUCCUGCUCCCUCUGCUCCGUGGGGCACGUCCCAAAGCCACACAGAGAGAGUUCCCACACAGAAUUUUCAGCUGCAGAUGGUAUCUAACUUACUGCAUCCAGGUAACUAGAUUCAAUCAAGAACCCUCACUGAAACUGAGUGUUGGCAGAAAAGAACUUAUUUAAGAGUAUGUGUAAGUGUGUAAUUCAGGUUUCAGAUCUAAUUUAUUUUCCCUCUGUCAGUGAUAAAG
This is a messenger RNA of Vidua chalybeata, 2543 nucleotides long. It is a transcript of the gene PDSS1, whose product is annotated as decaprenyl diphosphate synthase subunit 1. Lineage: Eukaryota; Metazoa; Chordata; Aves; Passeriformes; Viduidae. The transcript is spliced from 11 exons. Gene Ontology annotation, biological process: ubiquinone biosynthetic process; isoprenoid biosynthetic process. Gene Ontology annotation, molecular function: prenyltransferase activity. Gene Ontology annotation, cellular component: mitochondrion; transferase complex. Bases 1 to 1392 code for a protein of 463 amino acids. The record is from RefSeq and is a predicted model, not a curated record.